Chelonia mydas (Green sea turtle) is the source of this 1092-nucleotide messenger RNA. Its product is annotated as olfactory receptor 1B1-like. Gene Ontology annotation, molecular function: olfactory receptor activity; G protein-coupled receptor activity. Gene Ontology annotation, biological process: G protein-coupled receptor signaling pathway. Gene Ontology annotation, cellular component: membrane. The record is from RefSeq and is a predicted model, not a curated record. NCBI's taxonomy places the organism in Eukaryota, Metazoa, Chordata, Testudines, Cheloniidae.
AUGGGUUGUGAGAACGGCAGCGAAAUCUCCGAGUUCAUCCUGCUGGGCCUGUCAUCCCGCCCGGGCCCUCAGCCCUUCCUCGCCCUCCUCUUCCUCCUGCUCUGCGUGGCUGGCGUUCUGGGCAACUCCCUGAUGAUGGCUCUCGCCAGCGACCCCCGGUUCCACAGCCCCAUGUACUCCCUCCUCCGUAGCCUGUCGCUGGUGGAUGUGGGCCUGCUCUCGGUCACCGUGCCCCAGGCGCUGGCCCACGCCCUCUCCAGCCGCCGGGCCGGGCCCUUCCGCGCCUGCCUGGCCCAGUUCUUCUUCUUCUACCUCUUCGGCAUCUCCGACACAUUGCUCUUGGCGGCCACGGCCCUGGACCGCUACGUGGCCAUCGGCGACCCGCUGCGCUACCCGGCCGUGAUGAGCCCCCGGGUCUGCUGGCGCCUGGUGGCCUCCUGCCUCGGCCUGGCCGCCCUCCACGCCGCCCUCCACGCCGGGCUGCUGCUGAGACGCAGCCACCGCGGCGGGAACCGGCUGCCCCACGUCUUCUGCCACCACCAGCCCCUGCUGCGCCUCUCCUGCUCCCCGACACGGGUCAACGAGGCAGCCGUCUUCUUCGACUGCGGCCUGGUCAUCCUGGGACCCUUCCUCUUCAACGGCUCCCACCUCACCACGGUGGCUUUGUUCUACGGGGCCAUCGUCGGGGUCUACCUCCAGCCCGGGGCCAGCUACUCGGCCCCCGGGGGGGCCGUCUUCUCCGUCACGUACACCGUCGUCACCCCGGCCGCCAACCCCUUCGUCUACAGCCUGCACAACAAGGACGUCCGGGGUGUGUUGUGUGUGUUGUUACAGUGGAUGUUGUUGCAGGCUCUGUAUGUUGUUGCGCGGGGAGUUGUUGCAGCGCCUCAGACCCCCCAGUGCUUCGCUCCCCGUUCUGGACGCUCUCAGGAUGGGGCCCAAUGGAGACGGACAGAAGGAGGGAGCAGCAACGCCACCCUCAACACAGCCCCGGGGCACUCGGACAUGGGGCUCAACCAGGUGCGGGGGCGGAGAGGGGGCCGAAUUGGAGACAACAUGGCCCAGUGGGUGGAGCCCAUCACUGGGUCUUAG